Cryptotermes secundus is the source of this 1946-nucleotide messenger RNA. Its product is annotated as RNA-binding protein 34. The coding region runs from base 497 to 1771 and encodes 424 amino acids. The record is from RefSeq and is a predicted model, not a curated record. Gene Ontology annotation, molecular function: RNA binding. NCBI's taxonomy places the organism in Eukaryota, Metazoa, Arthropoda, Insecta, Blattodea, Kalotermitidae. The transcript is spliced from 6 exons.
AUUUAAUUACAUAGGGAUCGAAAUUCUAGGUUAUACAGGGAACAUUAUUGACAGAUACGACAUCCUGCGUCAAUAUGAAGUCUUAGAUCCCAAAGAAAUAACAGCUAAUUUUCUGGAAAUGUAAUACGCGAACCAGUCAGUUGGUAGCUGGGUGGGUAAUAAGGGUGGUAUUUCAAUUGUGGCUCCAUCAUCCAACACCAUAGUAGCUAUAAAAAGAGAUUAAGUUGUAUUUUCGUAGUAGAUGACGUGAAAUUUGAGCACGGGAAAGGGUUAAUAUUCGGCUAUCGGUUUAGCGUUUUGAAGAUGUUACUGGAAUAGUGCACAAUGUUCUGCCACUCUUGCAUGAACGUCUUAAAGGAGUUUUGUUACCAAAUUGCGCGUGGUAUGAGAGUGUGGUGAGAAGGGGCGGAAUAUGAGCUGCAUAUGUACGAGGGAUGGACGGCGAAACUUGCACUUUGUGAUGGUCAAGGUUUAGAAACAUCACUAUAUAGUUUAUAUGAGACUGAAUAUGGAAUUUAAAGUGGGAAGUGUGGCAAACCUUAUCUCUGGAAUCAACUCACCAGAAGCCUCAACCAAAUCAAAACUAUUCAGAAAUGUAACUGAAGAGAAGAACGUGAACAUAAAAUUUCAGGCUAUGCAUGAAUCUAAGAAAGAGAAACCCAAGAAAAGAAUUAUUGGAGAUGAUUCUUCAGUAGGACACAAGAAAAAGCAAAAAAUUAUAAAUACAACUACCACUGAUGGCAUAGAGCCUGAAACAGUAAAUUCAAGUGCUCUGUGUGCAAUGAAACGUCUUAAGAAAAAAAAGAAAAAGGAAAUUGAAGUAGAAAACGAAGACAUCACUAAGGAACGUGAAGCACGAUCCAUUUUUGUUGGCAACGUGCCACACACCAUUACUACAAAGAAGCUUAGGAAAUUGUUUGAGAAAUUUGGCCCAGUGGAAUCUGUGAGGCUCCGUUGUCCUCCAUUGGCUGAUCCGAGGGUUCCCAAGAAGGUGGCAGUCAUAAAAAGAGACUUUCAUCCUGAUAGAAAUAGUAUGCAUGCUUUUGUUCGCUUUGUUGAUGUAGAAUCUGCUCGAAACGCUCUUGAGUUUAAUGGGACAGUUUUUGAAGAUCACCACAUUAGAGUGGACAUGGCAGCAGGAAAGGCAGAUCAUGACCAGAAGAAAGCAGUGUUUCUCGGAAAUGUACCAUUUGCUGCUGAAGAAGAUGAUUUGUGGAAAAUGUUUGAAUCCUGUGGCAAAAUUUCUGGCAUUCGAUUGAUACGAGACAAAAGGACUGGUAUAGGAAAAGGAUUUGCAUACAUCAAUUUUGAGACUGCUGAUGCCGUGGAACUCGCAUUAAAACUAGAUGGUGAAGAGUUAAACAAAAGAAAACUCCGUGUGCAGAGGUGUGUCAAGAAGCCAGUAAGAAAAUCUGGUACCAGUCGGGAACAUAAGCAUGCAAAAGACAGAACAAAAGAACUGAAAACAAACAGUAAUGAACAGACACUCAUAAAACAAGAACAUGAAGAUAUGAAAGAUGUGAUUAAUGACCCUGAUUCUGAUACAGUGCCAAAGAGAAUACACACAAAGCCUAGUCAAGAAUUUCCUCACUUCCAAGGACAGAAAGUUGCAGACGAUGAAAAGUUGAGAAAGAAGAAGAAGAAACUGAAGAAAGCUGAAUUGAAGAAGAAGGCAGUGGUCAUGAAGCUGGGUCUUAAGUCUAAAGUUGUACACAAGAAAGUGAAGAAGCCUAUUUUGAAAAUAAAGUCAUUAGCAAAGAAGAUUAAAUAACAAACCUUCAAGAAAAUGGACACUGUGCAGUUUCUGAUGUUUUAUGUUUCUCUGUAAAGAUCUGUAAUCUGUUUUGCAGAAAUUAACCUUUGCUUAUUGGCAAAGGAUGAGGCAUUAGAGAUUUAGGUUCCCUCUACACUGUCACAUGUAGGGCAGUACGCGUGACGAGAAUGAU